AUGGUGUAUGGCCAGAAUAUCCACAUUGCAGCGGACUUAAUUGAAGACAGGAGUCCUACCACAGGAGAAUUUGAUACAUCAGCUACGUCCAUAGUGCAGUUACGACAAGUGUCACAUCCGGGCACAAUUCCAGGCACUAGGCAUGGACAUCAACCAACUUUCAUGCACAAAGACUUGAGCAGUUGUGCCCACAUCAUGUUGAAAUCAGACAUCAUCAAACCACCAUUGCAACAACCGUAUUUGGGGCCUUACAAAGUUUUGUGCCAAAACAUGCAUACAAUGGAAAUCUCCUACAGUGGGAAAUCAACAGUGGUAUCAAUAGAAAGAGUCAAGCCAGCUUACAUGCCUGUUGACGGUAAUGAAGAACCUCACCCAGCAAACAAGCCAGCACCGAGGAUAUCGGAGGAAACAGUUUCUCUUGUGCCUCCACCGUCCAGUCAGCAGUCAUCGUCGGAGCAAGUACUGCACAGACACAAACAAGCAGGUCAGCUGGUACCCUCCAAGUACCCAUAUGUCCUGGUUGCCUCACACUUUCAGCAGGGAGGCUGUGUGGUGAACGACAGUGAUUUCGAGUGGUUGCGCUAA
This is a messenger RNA of Schistocerca nitens (vagrant locust), 585 nucleotides long. RefSeq lists its product as uncharacterized. The record is from RefSeq and is a predicted model, not a curated record. The transcript has a single exon. Bases 1 to 585 code for a protein of 194 amino acids. Lineage: Eukaryota; Metazoa; Arthropoda; Insecta; Orthoptera; Acrididae.